GAAUUUAAUCUCCUCCGGUCCAGGGAUCCUUUUUGUUCAUUAACGUAUGUCAACCACCUAGAAAUGUGCCUGGCACACAGAGGCUCUCAGUAAAUAUUUACAGAAUGAUUGGAUUUAUCUCAAGUGUUUCUUCGUCUUUGUCCCCGCUAGAAAAUGAAAAAAGGCGUGCGCUUAGUGACAGAGGUGGGGUGAGGGCUCGGUGUGCAGAAUCCUAGCCGAGACCCUGGACAGAUCCCGCCCCCCCGCCAAUCGGAGGCUCUGGAGCUACUAGACACUGGCGUCCCGAAAUCCCACCCUCUGGGCGGGCUCUGGGCCGAGCGCGCCGUGCGUGAUUGGCCGGCGGAGGUGAUGGGCCUGAGAGACAGCGAAGGAGGAGCCGCGUUCUAAGCUACCGGGCGCGGCGGUUACGCAACCGGGGGAACAGUUGGCCUGCUGGUCUCCCGGGUAGUCCACCGGAGAGGAGGACGAGGAGAGUGAGCCUGGGGCAGCGCCCCGGGGCGUGCUCAUCAGUUCGAUUAGCCCUAAAAUAUUAAUAGGGCAUUCUGGUGGGGGCGCGGAAGCCAGGUCUGAGCGUGAGUAUGGCAGAAGGGAACACCCUGAUAUCAGUGGAUUAUGAAGUUUUUGGGAAAGUGCAAGGUGUGUUUUUCCGCAAGUACACUCAGGCUGAGGGUAAAAAGCUCGGAUUAGUAGGCUGGGUCCAGAACACUGACCAGGGCACAGUGCAAGGACAAUUGCAAGGUCCCACCUCCAAAGUACGUCAUAUGCAGGAAUGGCUUGAGACAAGAGGAAGUCCCAAAUCACACAUUGAUAGAGCAAGCUUCAACAAUGAGAAAGUCAUCUUAAAGUUGGAUUACUCAGAUUUCCAAAUUGUGAAAUAACGGUCUGAAUUUAAAUUUUCUAAGAUCCUCAGUGGUUUUGUGUUUUUAUUUUUAAUAGGGAUAGAAUUAUUCUGUGUUCAAUAUUAGAAUUUGUAAGUAAGUUAUUUUAGUAUCAGAUAUUUGAUAGUUACUGUAUGUUAUGUGUAUGAUGGAAGGAUUACAACUGUACACAAUUCUAAUCAAUAAAAACACAGAACCUUC
Messenger RNA from Orcinus orca (killer whale), 1079 nucleotides. It is a transcript of the gene ACYP1, whose product is annotated as acylphosphatase 1. Lineage: Eukaryota; Metazoa; Chordata; Mammalia; Artiodactyla; Delphinidae. The transcript is spliced from 3 exons. Bases 579 to 878 code for a protein of 99 amino acids. The record is from RefSeq and is a predicted model, not a curated record. Gene Ontology annotation, molecular function: acylphosphatase activity.